Molecule: messenger RNA, 255 nt
Organism: Protopolystoma xenopodis
Lineage: Eukaryota; Metazoa; Platyhelminthes; Monogenea; Polystomatidea; Polystomatidae
Source: the annotation of a GenBank genome assembly
UGCCCAACCGGUCAACUACUGCUCUCUGCCAAUCGCUGCUUCAUUCAGGCUGCCUGUUCGUUGCGGCCCUGUCUGAAUGACGGCGCCUGCCGCCUAGUCUCGACGGAUUCUCGGGGCUACCAAUGUACCUGCACAGGAGGGUUCACUGGCGCAAACUGCGAACUCGCUAUUCUCGAGGCAGGAAUCGGCGCCGGCGCAAUUGCCGCGAUCAUCAUCCUCCUGCUCUUGCUAAUUGGUACAGUAUUCACUUUGUAG